UUUGUCGUGCAAGUCACAGAUUUUUUUUUUCUUCUAAUGUUCCUACCGUGAUUUAUGGCAGAGCUGAUUUUCGCACCCCUAGUGAAUUUUGCCAGCACUCUGCAGCACUUCAGAGCCUCCCACUGGGCAAACCUGUCCCGGCCUGAGAACCCUAUCCCGUCCUUCCCCGUUCCAGAUCCUCGGUACCACUGCACACAACUCGAAGGCAGAAGCGUUAAUGAGAUGUGGGGUCAUAGCAAAGGAAAUACGGAGGUGUUAACGAUACUUAGGAAAAUAGGAUUUAAAUACAGAAAAUAUUCAGCACCCACAAUUUCAGAGCUAGUUGUAAGAGCUAAGGAUAAAGUAGUGCGUGAAACAAUGGAUCCAUCCUUGUGAGAGAGACUUCUGAUACGUGAAGUUCUCCUGCACGCCUUGUUUCUUUCAGAAGACGAGAGUAAAGACGCGUUUGGGGCCUAACACUUCGCUGGCUAAGUCAGAUUAAAUGCCUGCUCUACAGCCUUUGGGGGUGUGAUUUAAUGAGAAAGGAGUUGUGUAUUAGGUAUGAGGUAUAGAAUCACAGAGAUGUCACGGAUUUUAGAACUGGGAUAUUCCAGUCAUGGUCAAGUCAGGAACCCUUUCUGUAAUGCUGCUGAUGAAGAGGGCUGGAGGCUGGGUGAGGGGGAAUAGGACAGGAAAAUGGACGGUGUAUAACUAAGCUGGAAAACAUGGGGUUUCGAGUAGGACAAGGAUUGAUAGAAAGGAAAAACACUGUAUUACUUUUAGCUGAUCUUUUUAGGUUUACAAAAGAUACCGCGAGAUUCAAGGAUGAGUUAGACAUCAUGAAGUUCAUUUGUAAAGAUUUUUGGACUACAGUAUUCAAGAAACAAAUUGACAAUUUAAGGACAAAUCAUCAGGGCAUCUAUGUGCUUCAGGACAACAAAUUUCGUUUGCUUACUCAGAUGUCUGCAGGAAAACAGUAUUUGGAACACGCAUCCAAGUAUUUAGCAUUUACAUGUGGUUUAAUCAGAGGUGGCUUGUCAAACUUGGGGAUAAAAAGUAUUGUAACAGCUGAAGUGUCUUCAAUGCCUGCCUGCAAAUUUCAGGUGAUGAUACAGAAGCUGUAGAACAUUGCGGAAUACAAGCUUCAACAGUGUAAAGAGAUAAAUUAUGUGUGAAGUAUUCAAGUAGUAUGAUUUAACUACAUUGUUGGACAUUUGUACAGAACUGAGGGUGUAUUUUAUUAAUCUAAUACAAAACAAGUUAAAGCAGAUAAAGGGACAUCUACUAUGACUUACACUUUACUGGAACUAUUCAAAAUGAAAACCUGAUUUCAAAUAACUAGACUCCAAGUUGUAACUCUUUAUUUUAAAUAUUGUUGUUUGCUUAGAGUGAUGUGUAUUUAACCAUAGAUGGAAACACAAAACUCAGGGUUUGUUGAGUUAGCAAAGAAAAAUAUGACCAAUCAGAUCAUUUGUGUAAGAAUUAAUAAAUUUUGAUAAAGUGGGAAUAUCAGUUAUUUUUAAAAAAUACACUAAGUUAAGCUUUUUAUUGCUUAUAAUUUAUUUGAUUUUGUUUGUAUAAGGAUUUCAUAUGUGUAUACAUUGUAUGUCUGUCUGCCUAAAUUGCUUAAAACCUUAAUUUCAUUUUAAUAACUUUCAGUCUUUGAGACCUUCAUUAAUAUAAUAAAAGUGAAGUACAUGAUAGUUUAAAUGUUAAUUUGGUGACAUUAGGGCCAAAGAAUAUUAGGUGUGUUGGGAAGGGUGUGUUCCUGUUAGUUUUUCAACCUCCUGUGGUGCAUUGGAAGUUCUGGUAAAGGUUCAAGCAUCAAUAUUCGCUUGUCUACUCUUCUACAGUGGACAGAGGGUUAGAUAAUAGACUCAUUCAUGGGGCCUUAUCCAUUGACAUUUACUGGACCAUAUCUUCUCAGUGGGUUGGGGUCAGUGUUCAGCUAGUAUAUCUCUUGUAGCACCUUCUCCAGCCUCCCCGCUUUCUUCUCAGUGAUGAUGGUUGGGAUGUGUGGACUGAAUCUGCAGCCUCCUGGUGACUAUGAAAGGACACACAUGAACGUAAAAGCCACCACCAUGAAAAUAGCAGGAUGCAGACGGAAAGCACCUGAAUUGUGCUUUAGAAUAACUAAUGCUGAAGCUGCUUUACCUCUGGAAUUUUAUUAUGUAAAAUAUUAAAUUCCUUAUUUCAAUCCA
Oryctolagus cuniculus (rabbit) is the source of this 2180-nucleotide messenger RNA. NCBI's taxonomy places the organism in Eukaryota, Metazoa, Chordata, Mammalia, Lagomorpha, Leporidae. The record is from RefSeq and is a predicted model, not a curated record.